AUGGUAGCAAGUUACACUAAUGUAGAAGAAGCUAGGGGAACAAAACAGGAGUGUACCGCCUCAGCUUCGUUCCUACAACUGGUAAAGGUUCGAAUGCCUCAUUUUGACGGGAAACUACGCAAGUAUCCGCAAUUUAAAAGAAACUUCCAGAAGCAAGUUAUGACGCAGACCCGAAAGGGUGAUGCAGCAUACUUCUUACGCACCUGUCUUGAAGGGGAGCCCGCGAGACUAGUGAAAAGCGUAGACGACGAAAUAGGCGAGAUGUGGCAACGUUUAAACGAGAAAUAUGGUGAUCCAGCCAAAGUCGCCGAUGUCAUCAUUGACGAAAUAAAGCGAUUUAGAAUGCUCAGAGAAGGAGAAGACCAUCGCUUUAUCGAUUUUGUAACCCUCUUAGAGGAUGGCUAUAGAGACCUAAAGAGACUUGGCUUGGAAACAGAGAUCACAACCACAAGUUCGGUCAGCGUAACUGAGAAAGCACUCACGCCAGAUAUUAAAAGAAAAUGGUCCGAGCUGGUAAGCUCCCGUGACAGCCCUGUUGACAAAAGCAACAAAUUUCCAAGUCUCCUAGACUUUCUGCAGAGCAAAAAAAGAGCCAUUGAAUACGAGAGUGCUAUACUCCGAGCAGCUAGUAGCAACCAAUAUCAUAAAGGCGCGGCACACUGUGCAGCGAGUAUUUCAGAGGAAAAGCAGGAAAAUAGUAGAGAACCUAGACCAAAAUGCCUGAUUCACGACAACGGUAGGCACUGGACCGUUAAUUGUCGACUUUAUCAAGCUAAGACGAUUGAUGGAAAGAAGAAUCUUCUCACAGAAAAGCGGGCAUGUUGGUCCUGUCUUAAGCCUGGCCAUAGGCAACGCACUUGUAGAAUGGGAAGAGAGUGA
This is a messenger RNA of Stylophora pistillata, 879 nucleotides long. RefSeq lists its product as uncharacterized. The record is from RefSeq and is a predicted model, not a curated record. Lineage: Eukaryota; Metazoa; Cnidaria; Anthozoa; Scleractinia; Pocilloporidae.